AAUAUUCGAUUAUCUCCAUGAAUCUGACGGAGCGCGAUUCAGUCAUCCGUGUCACUUUCUAUAUAGGAAUACUGAAUCAGUCAUUACGUCAUCUUUAGAUCCCAAAGUUGAUUUCUCUUUUGAGUGCCUAAAAAUUCUUCUGUUAAUGUUUCAUUUACGAAAAGAUGAGUGCUGCAUCCCAGUAUGUUCACCUGUCAACAGGAUUCAGCAUGCCACUUGUUGGAAUCGGUACAUUCAGAGUCACUGGACGAGAGAGAAUUCAUAGUGUACUCGAUGAAGCUCUAGACGUGGGGUACACGUCGAUAGACACUGCAGCUGUAUACAGAAAUGAAGAGGAUAUAGGUUAUGCCUUGAAAACACUCUUAGAUAAACAUAAUAUCGAGAGAGAAGAAAUUUUCAUAACCACGAAACUAGCACCAAGUGAAAAUGGAAAUCCCAAGAGAAUCCGUGAAGCUGUGGAGAGGUCUCUGAAGGCCCUUAAUCUCUCCUACAUCGACUUGUACUUGAUCCACUGGCCUGGAGCCGCUGGAAUCCCCGAAGGAGAUAUAGACAAUAUUAAGUUGAGGGCGAAGACCUGGGAGGCACUGGUGGACCUCAAGUCCCAGGGCUUCCUGAGAUCCAUCGGGGUAUCCAAUUACAACAUACGUCACCUCGAAAGAUUGAUGCAAGAUUGCAAAGGGGUUCGCCCUGCAGUUAAUCAAGUGGAGUUGCAUCCCCAUUACCCUCAACGAGACUUAGUCGAAUUUUGUGAACAACAGGGAAUUCAUGUGCAGGCCUACUCCUCUUUAGGGACCAGUACUGAUAACUCGCUCUUAAAGGAUCCAGUAGUUUGUAGAAUUGCUGGAGAACUCAAUGUCUCUCCAGCCAGACUUCUACUCAAGUGGGCUCUGCAGCAGGGAAUAGGCAUAAUUCCCAAAGCAGUACAAAAAAAUCACAUUCGUGAGAAUUUCCAGUUAGAUUUCACCAUUCACGCCACCCAGAUGGCGGAAUUAUCCUCACUACCCCCGCAUAAAUACGCGUGGAACCCUGACAACGUUGUUUAACUCGC
Diachasmimorpha longicaudata is the source of this 1048-nucleotide messenger RNA. Its product is annotated as glyoxal reductase-like. The transcript is spliced from 4 exons. The coding region runs from base 165 to 1043 and encodes 292 amino acids. Gene Ontology annotation, molecular function: oxidoreductase activity. The record is from RefSeq and is a predicted model, not a curated record. NCBI's taxonomy places the organism in Eukaryota, Metazoa, Arthropoda, Insecta, Hymenoptera, Braconidae.